AUGGCUGGCCUUUACUACGGCUCGCACGAUGAGCCGGGGGCGAAAUCAAUGGCCAAGAUAUGCCGGAUUUGUGGGGACGAGAUCGGUUUGAAUGAGAAUGGGGAGGCUUUCGUGGCUUGUCACGAGUGCGGUUUUCCCGUUUGUCGGCCUUGUUAUGACUAUGAGAGGAGUGAGGGCCACCCCAAUUGCCCUCAAUGCCAUGCUCCUUACAAGAGCCAAAACAAAGGUCGUCCAAGGGCUAGAGAGGAUGAUGAACACGAUAAUGAUGAUGAUUUCGAAGAUCAAUUUCAGCUCAAGAAUCGUCAAUCUUAUUCGGAAGCAAAAUUCACAGAGCACAAAAUUCACAACAAUGGCGACACCAAUCCUUCUGUGGCAGGAAGUGUUGCAGGUAAGGAAUUUGAAGGUGAAAAGGAAGAGCUCAACAAUGAAGAUUGGAAGGAACGAAUGGAGGCGUGGAAAACGAGGCAGGAAAAGAGAGGUCUCGUCACCAAAUCAGGCGAUGGAGGACAUGAUCAAGAAGACGACGACGACGACGACUUUCUUCUCACUGCUGAAGCCCGGCAGCCCCUGUGGCGGAAGGUCCCCAUCCCAUCUCGUCUCAUCAGCCCCUACCGCAUAGUCAUCGUCAUCCGUUUCGUCAUCCUCUGCUUCUUCUUCCAUUUCCGUCUCUUGAACCCGGCCCGCGAUGCUUACCCCCUCUGGAUCAUAUCUGUCAUAUGCGAGAUCUGGUUCGGGCUCUCAUGGAUCCUCGAUCAGUUCCCCAAAUGGUGCCCCAUCAACCGUGAGACCUACCUCGACCGCCUCUCCCUGAGGUUCGAGCGUGAGGGAGCGCCCGACCGGCUUAGCCCUGUCGACUUCUUUGUGAGCACAGUCGAUCCACUCAAGGAACCACCCAUCAUCACGGCCAACACGGUUCUCUCGAUCCUGGCCGUUGAUUACCCGGUGAAUAAGGUGAGCUGCUAUGUGUCGGACGAUGGGGCUUCCAUGCUCCUGUUUGAUACACUGUCCGAGACAGCAGAGUUCGCUAGGCAGUGGGUCCCGUUUUGUAAGAAAUACAGCGUGGAGCCAAGGGCGCCCGAGUUUUACUUUUCGGAGAAGAUUGAUUACUUGAAGGAUAAAGUGCAGACUACGUUCGUGAAGGACAGAAGAGCCAUGAAGAGAGAAUAUGAAGAGUUCAAGGUGAGGAUUAACGCAUUGGUGGCUAAGGCUCAAAAGAAGCCGGAAGAAGGAUGGGUGAUGCAAGACGGGAGUCCGUGGCCUGGGAACGAUACCCGUGAUCACCCUGGCAUGAUUCAGGUAUAUCUGGGAAGUGAGGGGGCACUUGAUAUUGAAGGUAAGGAGCUCCCACGGCUAGUGUAUGUCUCACGUGAAAAGCGGCCAGGAUAUCAGCACCAUAAGAAAGCUGGUGCAGAGAAUGCACUCGUCCGAGUUUCUGCAGUGCUUACAAAUGCGCCUUACAUUCUGAAUCUGGAUUGUGAUCAUUACCUCAAUAACAGCAAAGCUGUGAGGGAAGCCAUGUGUUUUUUGAUGGAUCCCCAAGUAGGCAAGAAGCUCUGCUAUGUCCAAUUCCCUCAGAGAUUUGACGGUAUUGAUCGGCAUGAUAGAUAUGCUAAUCGCAAUGUCGUUUUCUUUGAUAUCAACAUGAAAGGCCUAGAUGGCAUCCAAGGGCCCGUAUAUGUCGGCACUGGUUGUGUCUUCAACAGGCAGGCAUUGUACGGCUAUGACCCACCGGCAUCCGAGAAGCGGCCCAAGAUGACUUGCGACUGCUGGCCCAAGUGGUGUUGCUGCUGUUGUGGAGGAUCGAGGAAGUCAAAGGACAAGAAGAAAGGACUCAAGUCCUUACUUGGGCUGGGAAAAUUGUACAGCAAGAAAAAGAAGAAAAUGAUGGGCAAGCAGUACACUCGUAAAUCAUUCACACCGGCUUUUGAUCUUGAGGAAAUUGAAGAAGGUUUGGAGGGUUAUGAUGAGUUGGAAAAGUCCUCACUCAUGUCUCAAAAGAAUUUCGAGAAACGGUUCGGUAUGUCACCUGUUUUCAUUGCAUCGACUCUCAAAGAAGAUGGUGGUCUUCCUGAGGGGACAAACCCGACAUCACUGAUCAAAGAAGCUAUUCAUGUUAUUAGCUGUGGCUAUGAAGAAAAAACUGAGUGGGGAAAGGAGAUUGGAUGGAUUUACGGUUCAGUCACAGAAGACAUUUUGACUGGCUUCAAGAUGCACUGCAGAGGAUGGAGAUCUGUGUACUGUUCUCCCAAGAGACCUGCUUUCAAAGGGUCAGCUCCCAUCAAUUUAUCCGACAGGUUGCACCAAGUUCUGAGAUGGGCACUUGGUUCGGUCGAGAUCUUUAUGAGCCGCCAUUGUCCACUUUGGUAUGGUUUUGGAGGGAAACUAAAAUGGCUGGAGAGGUUCGCGUAUAUUAACACCAUCGUGUACCCAUUCACUUCCAUUGCUCUACUUGCCUACUGCACACUUCCGGCAGUGUGUCUUCUCACUGGGAAAUUUAUUGUCCCCACUCUGAACAACCUGGCGAGCAUAUGGUUCAUUGCCCUCUUCCUCUCCAUCAUCGCCACAGGCAUUCUCGAGCUCCGUUGGUCGGGUGUCAGCAUCGAGGACUGGUGGCGAAACGAGCAGUUUUGGGUCAUCGGUGGUGUCUCGGCCCACUUAUUCGCCGUCUUUCAGGGCCUCCUCAAAGUGUUGGCCGGUGUCGACACUAACUUCACCGUAACCUCAAAAGCUGCUGACGAUGCUGAGUUUGGCGAGCUGUACCUCUUCAAGUGGACCACACUAUUGAUUCCCCCGACAACCCUCAUAAUCUUGAACAUGGUUGGUGUUGUGGCGGGUGUCUCGGAUGCCAUCAACAACGGGUAUGGGUCGUGGGGCCCGCUUUUCGGGAAGUUGUUCUUUGCGUUUUGGGUGAUUGUGCAUUUGUACCCGUUUCUCAAGGGGUUGAUGGGGAGGCAGAACCGAACUCCCACGAUCGUGGUCCUGUGGUCGAUCUUGCUGGCGUCGAUAUUCUCGCUCGUCUGGGUGAGGAUCGAUCCUUUCCUGCCGAAGCAGACAGGGCCGAUUCUCAAGCAGUGUGGGGUGGAGUGUUGA
Striga hermonthica is the source of this 3090-nucleotide messenger RNA. Lineage: Eukaryota; Viridiplantae; Streptophyta; Magnoliopsida; Lamiales; Orobanchaceae. The record is from the annotation of a GenBank genome assembly.